Molecule: messenger RNA, 1793 nt
Organism: Tripterygium wilfordii
Lineage: Eukaryota; Viridiplantae; Streptophyta; Magnoliopsida; Celastrales; Celastraceae
Product: probable purine permease 5
Exons: 2
Coding region: 213-1307 (364 amino acids)
Cellular component (GO): membrane
Molecular function (GO): purine nucleoside transmembrane transporter activity
Source: RefSeq, a predicted model, not a curated record
GUCGGUAAGUACUCCUUAAGACAUUCAUAUUUCAUAACAUGAUUAGAUAAUGACGAGGAAUAUAUUGAAGAUCGUGUCAUAAGAUUCGGGCUAAUCAAUUUUCGAUCGGUUCAUGUGCCUGACGAAUACUAAACCCUUCAAAACUGUCAAGCUGAUGUGCGUGACUAGAACGGGCAACACUUGGGAGCUUCAGAAAACUGCGUCUCUCUUCAAUGGAGCCGCUGCUCGAACCAGGGGAGCGAAUAGAGGAGGAAAUGUCAUCUCCAAGGCCUUCUGAUCCAUUCUUGUACAGGACUCUGCAUUUCAAGAGUACUACGGCUUUUGAAGAAUACAGAAGAAUGCCAAUAUCACACCAGAUUCUCCUGGUCCUGAGCACUCUAGCUACACUUGUGGCAUUUCCAGCUUCAAGCCUUCUAUCUCGAGUAUACUACUCCAAUGGAGGCACAAGCAAGUGGGUUAUUUCAUUGGUGGCAGUUUGUGGGUGGCCUCUCACUGCUUUAAUCUUACUUCCUAUGUACGUCUUUCGGGGAAUUACUCCAACUCCUCUGAAUUCUAAGCUCACUCUUUCAUACAUUGCGCUCGGUUUCUUGACUGCUGCUGACGGCCUAAUGUUUGCAUAUGCCUAUGCUUAUCUCCCAGCCUCAACUGCUGUGCUUGUCGCAACAUCGUCACUGGUAUUCUCUGCACUAUUUGGACAUCUUAUCGUAAAGAACAAACUGAAUGCUGCGACGAUAAAUUCGAUUGUGAUAAUCACUGCUGGUGUGACUAUUAUUGUAUUGGAUUCAGAUUCUGAUAGAUAUGGCAAUGUGAUUCAGACUCAGAGUCAGUACGUCAUGGGAUUUAUAUUGGAUGUUGUGGGAUCAGCUCUCCAUGGGCUGAUUUUAGCUCUAUCAGAACUGGUUUUUGUUAAGCUAUUGGGGAGAAGAUCUGUACAUGUUGUGUUGGAGAACCAUAUCAUGGUUUCUUCUAUUGCUUUUGUGUUUACCAGUAUUGGUUUCAUAAUAAGCAAGGAUUUUCAAUGGGUGGCUUCUGAAGCCAAAAGUUUUAAAGGUGGUGAGGCUGCAUAUGUUUUGGUACUGAUCUGGGCUGCCCUUAGUCUCCAACUAGGGGUAUUGGGAUGCACUGCUGUGCUCUACUUGACUUCUACUGUGCUGGCCGGAAUUCUCAAUGCAGUGAGGGUACCAGUUACAAGCAUUGCCGCUGUUGUGUUGCUCCAUGACCCCAUGAGUGGUCUCAAGAUCCUGUCUUUGAUGCUUACAUUCUGGGGUUUUGGUUCCUACUUAUAUGGCAAUUCCUCUAAAGUCUAAAGCCUCCUCCUGAUCAUUUUUCUGGUGCAAUCUUCCUUGUGCCUCUUUUCAAUUUUUCUAAGAAUUUCACUGCACAGGGCUGAGGUACAUCAUGCCGGGGGCAACAGCCAACAGCGCCUCAGCCAAGGUUGUUAAGGGAUAUACUCGAAUUGGGUAGUAUCUAAGUUCGAGCCUCCAGUUUACCUAACAAAAAAAUACGUCAUCAUGACGGACCAGAGAAUGCGACCGAUCCAUUGGACAUGACCGGUUCAUUUUAUAAUAUACUGGGUUAGUCCAUUAACUUGUUUAUGAACCUUAGAAGCUAUUCAAUGGUAUAUGUUAGGAAUGGCCACCUCUCUUUCUUUGUUUUUUGAUAAGUAUAUGUUUCUGGUAAGAUUUGAAGUUUUGAACUCGUGACCUCCCACUUAUAAAACUAACGCUCUAAUCAAUUGAGCCAUGAAAUCCUUAUUUUUUUUCACCUCAAUACAUGGAAUCCCAUAAUCACUA